Molecule: messenger RNA, 1862 nt
Organism: Nymphaea colorata (pocket water lily)
Lineage: Eukaryota; Viridiplantae; Streptophyta; Magnoliopsida; Nymphaeales; Nymphaeaceae
Product: ribonuclease III domain-containing protein RNC1, chloroplastic
Exons: 5
Coding region: 16-1806 (596 amino acids)
Biological process (GO): rRNA processing; regulation of gene expression
Cellular component (GO): nucleus
Molecular function (GO): ribonuclease III activity; double-stranded RNA binding
Source: RefSeq, a predicted model, not a curated record
CUCCAUUGUCCGUGGAUGGAGGAGGGACUGGAUAUGGAUUCGUUGGACUCCAAAUCCAUUUCUAAUAAAAGGGCGAUGCCUACUCCUAUCGCUUCACGCUCCUCACGGCCUGCAGAAGGAAAAAAAUCUGUCUGCUCGUUCUUCCUCUCUUUGAUGGCGCUCUUGACCCUCCUACCUCAAUCUUUCCAGAAGAACCCAUCUCAAUCCUCUCCCCUAAUAGACUUCUACUCCUCCCUCAGACCCUCUCUUUCCGACCUCUCCUUUUCCUCCUCCUUCCUCCCUUGCCCCGCCUUAAGCCUCCAUAAAACCUCUAAUUUCUCCCUUCCCACAAGCUCAUUCCGCGUCCUCGCCGUGGCCGUUAAUCCCCAAGAGCUCCCCGCAAGCAGUCCCCAGCGUCUGGUCAAGGAGCUAGAGGAGAGGAAGAAGGUCGCUUUCCCCAAGAAGAAACUACCACCAAAAGUACUCAUACUUAAACCCCCUCUAGACGAUGAGAAACUAACUGCAAGGUUCCUAAGUAGCCCCCAACUGUCCCUCAAAGCCUUCCCUCUCUUGAGCUCCUGCCUGCCAUCUUCCCCUCUCAACAAUGCCGAUAAGCAAUGGAUGGAUGAGUACAUCCUUGAGGCCAAACAGGCGCUUGGCUACCCUCUCGAGCCAGCGGCAAAUCUCGAGGAUUCGGAUCCGGCAAAGCAAUUCGAUACCCUAUUGUACUUGGCAUUCCAGCACCCUUCUUGUGAUCGGACGAAGGCCAGGCACGUACGGUCGGGACACUCGAGGCUCUGGUUCCUGGGGCAGUACGUGCUGGAGCUCGCGCUGGCCGAGUUCUUCCUGCAGAGGUAUCCCAGGGAGUCGCCGGGGCCGAUGCGGGAGCGGGUGUAUGGUUUGAUUGGGAAGAGGUACCUGCCAAAGUGGAUCAAAGCGGCGAGCUUGCAGCACUUGGUUUUCCCUUAUGAUGAUAUUGAUAAGAUCAUCAGGAAGGAGAAGGAACCACCAGUCAAGUCAGUGUUUUGGGCAUUAUUUGGUGCAAUUUAUUUAUGUUUUGGGAUGCCAGAAGUAUACCGUGUUCUCUUCGAGGCAUUUGGAAUGGACCCAGAUGAUGAAAGCUGUCAACCUAAACUAAGAAGACAACUUGAAGAUGUUGACUAUGUGUCUGCCGAAUUUGAAGACAGAAAGCUGACCUGGCAAGAUGUUGCUGCGUACAAGCCGCCAGAAGAUGCACUCUUUGCACACCCAAGACUUUUCAGAGCAUGUGUUCCACCAGGGAUGCACAGAUUUCGGGGUAACAUUUGGGACUAUGAAAGUAGGCCCCAGGUCAUGCAAGCGCUUGGAUAUCCUUUGCAGACGACAGAUAAAAUACCAGAAAUAACUGAGGCUAGGAAUAUUGAGCUGGGGCUUGGGCUACAGCUUUGUUUUUUACAUCCAUCAAAACACAAAUAUGAACAUCCUCGCUUUUGCUUGGAACGGUUGGAAUAUGUGGGCCAAAAGAUUCAGGAUCUUGUGAUGGCUGAGAGGUUGUUAAUGAAGCAUCUGGAUGCACCAGGAAAAUGGUUGGAUGAGAGGCAUCGGAGGCUCUUGCUCAACAAAUACUGUGGAAGAUACUUGCGUGAGAAGAACCUGCACCACCAUAUUGUAUUUGGAGAGAAGGUUCUUGAUGCAUAUGAGCACAAUCGGAGGAUGCGUAAUCCAGCCACUACAGCCGUUCAACAAGCACUUCAUGGGCUCUCAUAUACUGUUUAUGGUAAGCCUGAUGUGAGGCGCUUAAUGUUCGAAGUUUUCGACUUUGAGCAAAUUCAGCCGAAAGCAAUGUAAAUAUAUAAUCUUUUCCCACUGUUAUAUUCUAAAUUUAUUUAUCUGUUCCUUGGUUU